UAAGCAUAGACAGAAUUAUGAGGUGGCAGUUCUGCCAAGUCUCAGUGUUUAUUCUAGAGCAGAAUGUUCUUGUUGCAUCGAAAAAUCAUCCCUAGAUAAACUUAAAAAUAGUAUCAAAAGAGGAGUCAAUGAGGAUGUCGUUCCAAGAAGACGAAAUUCCGAUUGACCCUCCGAAGCCAAAAAGACUCGCACACAGACACUGUGAAGAUGUUUACGACAGCAAAGGGAAGCUCCUCGCUGUUAUUGGAGAUGAGGAUACCUGCGUUGGAUUUCUUCUUGGAGGUGUUGGAGAAAUCAAUAAAAAUCGACAGCCAAAUUUUAUGGUCGUAGACAAAAAUACUCCAGUCGGUGAAAUUGAGGACACGUUCAAGCGUUUUGUGAAACGUGAUGACAUCGACAUCAUCUUGAUUAACCAAAAUGUUGCUGAAAUGAUACGCCACGUGAUUGACAGUCAUACACAGCCUGUCCCUUCAGUUUUAGAAAUCCCAAGCAAAGAUCAUCCUUACGACGCUAGUAAGGAUUCCAUUCUCAGACGUGCCAAGGGCAUGUUCAAUCCAGAGGAUAUCCACUAAGAUGUACAUUCUGUAAAUACAAUGCAAAGAAAUCAGGUAUAUUACUGUAUUAUAAAAAUAUUCAAUUAUAUUCGUCACUUUGAUCAUGAAAUAUUGUCUAUAGAAUGUAUUACAAAAUGUAUUAAAUUGGAAAGUUUAUGAAACAUUCCUAUAUAAAAUAUCAAAUAUUAUAUUAGUUUAAAAUCAUCAA
This is a messenger RNA of Venturia canescens, 762 nucleotides long. RefSeq names its product V-type proton ATPase subunit Vha14-1 (gene Vha14-1). Gene Ontology annotation, biological process: proton transmembrane transport. The record is from RefSeq and is a predicted model, not a curated record. The transcript has 7 exons. Bases 129 to 572 code for a protein of 147 amino acids. Gene Ontology annotation, molecular function: proton-transporting ATPase activity, rotational mechanism. Gene Ontology annotation, cellular component: proton-transporting V-type ATPase, V1 domain; membrane. NCBI's taxonomy places the organism in Eukaryota, Metazoa, Arthropoda, Insecta, Hymenoptera, Ichneumonidae.